CACAGACAGAGGCCUGGAUCGCUAAAACUGAACUUCAAGUAAUUGAAAUGCAACCACCUGAAGUUUACAGCUGUCUUUUGGGGAGACAUUGCAUUAGAUGAAGAAGAUUUAAGAAUGUUUCAUGUCGACAGAACGAUAGACCUCACACAACAUACACACUCAAGACACACGUCAGGUGGUUUAGGGGAGCAUGACAUCAUGAAGAGGAAAGGAUCACUAUUUAUGCUUUUAGACAGGAUACGGAGGCUUGCGUUUGACAAUGGGCAGAAAAACACAAGCAGAGAAACAGGGGGCCCGAAAUCCGCAGGGCGGAUGCUGAGGAGCAGAGUCCCACGGGCGGCCACCUCCAGGGCCGAGCGCAUCUGGCCUGGGGGCGUCAUCCCAUACGCCAUCGGGGGUAAUUUCACCGGUACCCAGCGCGCCAUGUUCAAGCAGGCAAUGAGGCACUGGGAGAAGCAGACGUGCGUCACGUUCAUCGAGAGGACGGACGAGGAGAGCUACAUUAUCUUCACGUACAGGCCUUGUGGGUGCUGCUCUUACGUGGGACGGCGGGGGAACGGUCCCCAAGCUAUCUCCAUCGGCAAGAACUGCGACAAGUUCGGCAUCGUGGUGCACGAGCUGGGUCACGUGAUCGGCUUCUGGCACGAACACACGCGGCCCGACCGGGACGAUCAUGUGACCAUCAUCCGAGACAACAUCCAGCCAGGUCAGGAGUAUAACUUCCUGAAGAUGGAACCGGGAGAAGUGAAUUCCCUCGGGGAGCCAUAUGACUUUGACAGCAUUAUGCACUACGCCAGGAACACCUUCUCAAGGGGUAUGUUCCUGGACACCAUUCUCCCCUCCCGUGAUGAAAAUGGAAUAAGGCCAGCGAUUGGUCAACGGACUAGGCUCAGCAAAGGUGACAUCGCCCAGGCCAAGAAGCUGUACAGAUGUCCAGCCUGCGGACAGACGCUACAAGAUUCCACCGGCAACUUCACAUCUCCUGGAUACCCCAACGGAUACCCAUCCUACACGCACUGCGUUUGGAGAGUAUCGGUGACGCCUGGGGAGAAGAUCGUUCUGAACUUCACCACAAUGGACCUGUAUAAAAGCAGCUUGUGCUGGUAUGACUACAUCGAAGUCCGAGACGGAUACUGGAGGAAAGCUCCGCUUCUCGGCAGGUUCUGUGGCGACAAGGUGCCUGAGGUUCUGGUGUCCACCGAGAGCCGGAUGUGGAUCGAGUUUCGCAGCAGCAGUAACUGGGUGGGGAGGGGAUUUGCGGCCAUGUACGAAGCCAUCUGCGGAGGUGAGAUCAACAAAGACGCCGGUCAAAUCCAGUCGCCCAACUACCCCGACGACUACAGGCCGACGAAGGAGUGCAUCUGGAAGAUAACGGUUUCUGAGAACUACAACGUGGGCUUGAUCUUUCAGGCUUUCGAGAUCGAGAGGCACGACAGCUGCGCCUACGAUUACCUGGAGGUCCGAGAUGGGCGCUCAGAGAACAGCCCCCUGAUUGGACGCUUCUGUGGCUAUGAUAAACCACAAGACAUCUGCUCUACCUCCAAUCACUUAUGGAUGAAAUUUGUUUCUGAUGGCACAGUCAACAAGGCUGGAUUUGCUGCUAAUUUUUUAAAAGCCGCCUGCGGGGGCCUCCUCUCAAAGCUGAACGGGACCAUCACCACGCCCGGCUGGCCCAAGGAGUACCCCCCCAACAAGAACUGCGUGUGGCAGCUCGUGGCCCCCGCUCAGUACCGCAUCUCCAUGCAGUUUGAGUUCUUUGAGCUGGAGGGAAAUGAAGUGUGCAAAUACGACUACGUGGAAGUGCGCAGCGGCCUCUCGUCCGACUCCAAGCUGCACGGGAAGUACUGCGGCACGGACGUACCCGAAGUCAUCACCUCCCAGUUCAACAACAUGAGAAUCGAGUUCAAAUCCGACAACACAGUGUCCAAGAAAGGGUUCAAGGCUUACUUCCUUUCAGACAAGGACGAGUGCGCCAAGGACAACGGGGGCUGUCAGCACGAGUGUGUCAACACCGUAGGAAGCUACGCGUGCCAGUGCCGCAAUGGAUUCGUGCUGCACGAAAACAAACACGACUGCAAAGAAGCGGAAUGCGAGCACAAAAUCCACAGCCCCAGUGGGACCAUCAGCAGCCCUAACUGGCCUGACAAGUACCCCAGCCGCAAGGAGUGCAUCUGGGACAUCACCGCCACACCCGGCCACCGUGUCAAGAUCUCCUUCAGCGAGUUCGAGAUCGAGCAGCACCAGGAGUGCGCCUACGACCACCUGGAGGCUUUCGACGGCAACAGCAACAAGGCAGCCAUCCUCGGGCGCCUGUGUGGCAGUAAACUCCCGGAGCCCCUGAUCUCCACGGGCAGCAGGAUGUACCUCAGGUUCAUCUCCGACGCCUCCGUGCAGAGGCUUGGCUUCCAGGCCACUCAUUCCACAGAGUGCGGUGGAAGACUGAGGGCGGAGCCCAGGCAGAAGAACCUGUACUCCCACUCUCAGUUUGGGGAUAACAACUACCCAGGACACAUGGACUGCGAGUGGAGGAUAACGACUGAGAAGGGCUACAGCAUUGAGCUGACCUUCACCACGUUCGAGGUCGAGGAGGAAGCGGAGUGCGGCUAUGAUUACAUCGAGCUGUUCGAUGGUUACGACAGCUCGGCCCAGAGGCUGGGCCGCUUCUGUGGAUCAGGGCCCCGAGAGGAGAUCUAUUCUGUCGGUGACACCAUGCUGCUGCUUUUCCAUAGUGAUGACACCAUUAGCAAGAAGGGCUUCCAUAUACGAUACACCAGCACCAAGUUCCAGGAAGCCCUGCAUACCAAAAAAUAACAAUUAAAAACAAAAAAAAAUCCAAGAACCUCAAAGCACCCCAAGUUUUUUUAUAGGCUGAAUGAAACGCCCCCUCUGCUGGUGGGGGAGGAAAAGGCAGUUGACGAUAAACCAAAAUAAAACUGUUGUAUCCUUCAUAGGAGAGACUAGCGGUGAUUGACAGACGUCAAGUAGUGAUGUCCAUGCUUCACCAUGAUGGACGCUGGGAAAGGGUCAUGUGACUUGACUGAGGCCCUUGCGGUACCCUAUCUGCACCAGGCUGUCAUAUCGAUAUGAUGAAUCUGACUCAGCUGAUGCGACACGGACCCGCGGCAGAAGCAGCGUUACAUUUAUGAGCAUAUAAAAAUAAAGCGGAAAAGGGCCUUUAUUUUUUUGUGCUGUAUUUGUAAUAUUUCUUGCCUUGAUCUAAAGUAUUGCGCUUCGGCACGCACUCUAACAUGAAAAACCCGACAACGUGCCCAUGUAAAAAGUUGGCUGAAUACCUGCGCGUCCGUUCUUCAGCUUUAGUAUUAUGAAUUAAAGACCCUCGUAGAGAGACGUGGAUCAAGACUGCAGCAGGAGAUCCCUGCUACUGCGUACCUCUGCCGUGCUUAAACGCCACUGGGCGCGUCGAGAAACCGAAGAACGUCGGCCAACGAAAACGGCGUCCGGAGAUUCCGUCUGAUGACAACUUUAAUCUUCACAGAUGCUACAAGCCAAAAUGUACUUCAGGUGUGAAGCCAAAAGGUCCCAUUAAGAGUGCACACGUUGUGAUCAAUUCCAAAUGCCUUCGAUGCCCACAGACUUGUUAGCUAAAUCAGCAUUUUACAUCUCAAAACUGUCUCGAUGAUUAUUGGGUUUUUUUGUUUGUUGUUGUCUUAAAUGACAUUAUAAGUUCAUGCAUGAGGAUGGAUAGGGAGGAAGCUUCGCUGCUUCUUUUGCUAUUAGCUGUGGCACAUGUCCAUCAAAAAAAAUGUUUAGGGGAAAAAAACAUAUUAGUGGAGCCGUGCAUAUUGUAUUUUCCAUCUGUGUCCACUUUGUGUUGUUCUGCUACUGCAGUACUGUGCUCUUGUUGCGCACUUAUUGCACAUCAUAAAGGAAAUUCACUACAGGCUCCUGGUAUGGCGAAUUCGUGCCGUGUUGAUUUAGUUCAAAGCAGAUAAAUGCGUUUUCUCGACGACGACGGAUGAAUUCGGAUCAGACUCCACGUCAGCAGACCUGGUUCUCCCUGCACGGCUACAUUCAACGGUCCUGGUUUUUGACCAAAAAAGGGAUUUCUUUUUUUGUUUGUUUGUUUCUUUGUGUUAUUUUUUACAUCUACGUUGAUAAUAAUGGUAAACGACGGAGAAGACGUCAUUCAGGCCUUUGACCGGAUACCGCCUCUGCAGUUCGGAAUACACGCGGAAGGGAAGGACAGGCAGAAGGGAACUACAAUGGUGCUAUAAAUUGUAUACAGGACUUCUGAAAUUCAAUGAGCCAACAACCCGUCGUGUGAAUGUGGAACAGCAUCUGGCUGAACAUCGAGAAUAACGAAACAGCUUCACAGCGUUGGUCCUGUGGAAUUACAACUAUUGCCUUAGUACCAAAUGUAUAUUCUUGCACAUGUCUCUGUAGAUACGUUUGUUGUUGUUUUUUUAUUAUUAUUUUAUUUGAUAAGUUUAAAGAACUUGAACGUUUUAUUGUAAAAAUGAACAAAAAUGUGCUGAUCCACACCCCAGCUCUCUGGGGGAACCUCCUCUAAUGUAUAUUGUGACACAAAGUGGUAUUUCGACAAAGAACUGUGUGUGUUAUGUGAAAUGGGCCGUACCUGAGCCACAGUAAAAGCGUCUGCUGUCUAUGCAUUAUAUGUGUUGUCAGAAGAAUGGGAGAUGGACUUGUGGUAUGGUCAAAGUCUCAUCGUUACAGUGUGUGCCAAGAUCCACUUUAACCUAAUUCUCAGUAGUUUAUGUUAAUUUUCUCAAAUGUUUGUAGCCCGAUGACGGUGGCUUCUACAGUCAUUAAAAGGGUCUGGUGGAAAAAGGUAAA
Paramormyrops kingsleyae is the source of this 4815-nucleotide messenger RNA. The record is from RefSeq and is a predicted model, not a curated record. NCBI's taxonomy places the organism in Eukaryota, Metazoa, Chordata, Actinopteri, Osteoglossiformes, Mormyridae.